Messenger RNA from Maniola jurtina (meadow brown), 1862 nucleotides. RefSeq lists its product as uncharacterized. NCBI's taxonomy places the organism in Eukaryota, Metazoa, Arthropoda, Insecta, Lepidoptera, Nymphalidae. The transcript is spliced from 2 exons. The record is from RefSeq and is a predicted model, not a curated record. Bases 595 to 1848 code for a protein of 417 amino acids.
UUGUAAAAAUUUGUUUUUGUGGCCCACCUUGUAGUGAAUAUUAUAACAUUGCAACUUGUAACAACGUUGCAACUUUUUCUGUCUUUGCAUAUUUUAUGUACACAUAUUAUUGUUGUUUCUUGCUAUUAUGUUGCGCGCCAACGAAAAAUACUAAAGCAAAACAAAUAAAAAUUGCAUCAUUUUUGUUUGUUUACAUAGUAAUAAUGACAAGCUUUUAUUUGGAUCAGAAAUCUAAUAUAUUAUCUUUAAUUAUAAUAUUUUGUAGAAUGUAUUAUUUGGUUAUGUUUAAAUAUAAAAGGUAAUAAGUCAGUAUUUCUAAAAUUGGGUUUAUUUAAUGCUGGAUCACUCUCUACUAAUCACGACGAGUUUGCGGUGGCUUUAAAUUCUCAUUCCCCAGAUAUUCUUGCUAUUAAUGAAACUUGGUUGAAAGCUGGCGAGGAUGCGCGAGCACCCGUUGUCAAGGGUUUUAAACUUCUACAUGUACCUAGGUCACCUACAGUUCGCUCUCGAGGAGGCGGUGUAGGGUUUUAUGUUAAGCAAGGGCUUAAAGUGCGCAAGUGUUCACACCCGCCUGGACCUGUCGAAGUUGAGCAGAUGUGGAUAUCGCUUACUAUUAAUUUACACAAUAUCCUUAUUGGUACUGCUUACAGGCCGCCUUGGCUUGAUGUGGAUACAUUUUUUGAUACUCUUACGGAAUCCAUUUUGUUCUUUACUAAAUUUGAUGAAAUUAUCUUGCUAGGGGACUUUAAUAUUAACCUUUUAAAUAAUACCAGCAGCAGUUCUCAGCAACUCAAUAAUUUUUUGCGUUACACUAAUCUUCAAAAUUUUGUUACAGAGCCCACGCACUUCACGUCUUACAGUGAAACACUUAUAGAUAUUGUAUGUUCUAACAUUCCAAUUAUUAAUCUCAAAAUCAAUCAUAAUCCUGACUUAGGUGGACACGCGAUGAUUUUAGCUGAGGUGAAGAUAAAAAAGCCUAAAAUUCCGUCGAAACGCAUAACCUAUCGUCCUAUUAAGAAUAUUAAUAUGAUAGAAUUCAAUAAAGACCUUGAUAGAGUAAACUGGAAUGGGAUCAUCAAUGAUAAUAGCGUCGACAGUAUGGUGACUUCAUUUAAUAAGUCAAUUAUGGACAUUUUUGAUAAACACGCGCCUUUAAAAACAUUUAUGACAAAAGACCACUUUAGUCCCUGGCUAACUAGUAACGUUCGCUACAUUAUGAAACUAAGAGAUGAGGCGCAUGCAAAAUACAAAACGCGCAAGACAGAUGUUAGUAAAAGCGAAUAUAAAGACUUGAAACAUCUCUCUUAUAUUAGCGCCAUUUGUGAAAAGAAAGCUUUUUAUGAUCAUCAUAUUAACGCGCACUUAAAAAAUUCAACCUACCUUUGGAAAAAUCUGAAAAAGCAUGUUUUACCCAAUUUCAAAAAUACUGGCGAUUUACCUGAAAAUUUUGAUGACCCCGACAUAAUAAAUGACCAUUUUCUGAACAUACCUGGUAAUGAUGUAAUCGACGAAUCUUGUCUGGCACGUUUUGGUUCACAGAAAUUUUUAAAGGAUAGUAGUUUUCAAAUUGAGCCUGUACAUGAAAAUGUAGUUGCAAAAAUCAUACUGGCGAUUAAAUCGAAUGCGCAAGGAAUAGAUAAAAUUAACAUGGAUAUGAUUGUUCUUACAUUACCUACGACUCUUUCUGUUAUCACAGCUAUAGUUAACAAGUCAAUACUAUCCUCGAAAUUUCCUUCACUCUGGAAAACAGCUUUAGUUCUGCCUUUACCAAAAAUUAAUGAUCCUGUAAGUGUCAAAGUGGUGUCAAAAAUGCAUGAUUUCAAUGUAAUAGAGAAUUAUAAGCACUGAGCAAAGCGUGUCGG